Messenger RNA from Orbilia oligospora ATCC 24927, 762 nucleotides. RefSeq lists its product as uncharacterized. Gene Ontology annotation, biological process: nuclear-transcribed mRNA catabolic process, RNase MRP-dependent; intronic box C/D snoRNA processing; tRNA 5'-leader removal. Bases 1 to 762 code for a protein of 253 amino acids. Lineage: Eukaryota; Fungi; Ascomycota; Orbiliomycetes; Orbiliales; Orbiliaceae. Gene Ontology annotation, molecular function: RNA binding. The transcript has a single exon. Gene Ontology annotation, cellular component: ribonuclease MRP complex; nucleolar ribonuclease P complex. The record is from RefSeq and is a predicted model, not a curated record.
AUGACGAACACACAUCUACGGCGAAGGUCGCACAAACGGUCGAAAGAGCUUCCAAAGAGUGAGAACUCGAAUAUUCUAUUAUGGACGAAUCAUUGGACUAACAACUUUUCUAUCUUCGUUGAAAAAAAAGAUUCGAGAUUAGUUAAGCGUCAAUUACCUCGGCCCCUUCCUCCACCAAGACUAUCAGCAGACCCCAAAACAGUCUAUGUCUCGACAAAAUCCCCAUUUGUAUCUACCGUAAAGAGGGUUCGAAAAGCACUUGCAGUUUUCAAAGAUCAAUCAAAGAUCUCGGUAGCAUCUGGUGGACGUCAAAAACGGGCAUUUCAACGACGACAGGGGGAUUCAGGCCAUAAUGAGGCUGGGCCGUCAACAGUGACCGCUAUAAUCGAUGACAAGUCUAAAUAUGUCACGAUCAAGGCUACCGGGAACGCAAUUGAAAAGGCAUUAGGACUUGGGCUUUAUUUCCAGGGCCAGAAGGACACAUCUGUGGAAAUACGAACUGGAACGAUUGAAGCUACAGAUGACGUUAGAGCCGACCAGUCACAUAUGACAUUUGAUGACUUAAUGAAGGCUAAAGAAAAAAUCGAACGGAACGCUCGAGGUCCUGGCAGUCGAGGAGGCGAAGAUGCAAUGGAUGUUGAUGAAAAUCACGACUCUGCCGAGGAAUCCGACGAGUUUGAAGAAAUUGACGACGUAUUCCCGUCAAGGACCAGGAAUAUCAGUGUUAUAGAGGUUAUAGUGAGAAAUAAGGCUCCUACUUGA